Molecule: messenger RNA, 7414 nt
Organism: Corapipo altera (White-ruffed manakin)
Lineage: Eukaryota; Metazoa; Chordata; Aves; Passeriformes; Pipridae
Gene: KCNK12
Product: potassium two pore domain channel subfamily K member 12
Exons: 3
Biological process (GO): stabilization of membrane potential; potassium ion transmembrane transport
Cellular component (GO): membrane
Molecular function (GO): potassium ion leak channel activity
Source: RefSeq, a predicted model, not a curated record
GGCUCCUGCCGCCGGCGGCGCCUGGCGCCCCUCAACGAGGACAACGGGCGGUUCCUGCUGCUGGCCGCCCUCAUCGCGGCGUACCUGAGCGCCGGCGCCACCGUCUUCUCGGCCCUCGAGAGCCCGUCGGAGGCGGCGGCGCAGCUCCGCUGGAACCGGACCCUGCACAACUUCAGCCGCAUCUUCAACAUCAGCCUGCCGGAGCUGCGCGCCUUCCUGCGGAGCUACGAGGCGGCCAUGGCCGCGGGCAUCCGCGUCGACGCCCUGCGGCCCCGCUGGGACUUCCCCGGCGCCUUCUACUUCGUGGGCACCGUCGUCUCCACCAUAGGUUUUGGAAUGACCACACCAGCAACUGUGGCUGGAAAGGUAUUCCUCAUCGUUUAUGGCCUUUUUGGGUGUGCUGGGACUAUCCUUUUCUUCAACCUCUUCUUGGAGCGCAUUAUCUCCCUCCUGGCAUUUAUCAUGAAGGCGUGCCACGAGAGACAGCUGCGAAGAAGUGGUCUCCUACCUCCCAACUUCCGAAGGGGGCCAGCUAUGUCAGGGGUGGGCAGCCUCGUGGGCUGGAAGCCAUCCGUUUACCAUGUGUUGCUGAUUCUGGGAAUAUUUGCUAUUACCCUUUCCUGCUGCGCCUCCGCAAUGUACACGGCGGUAGAAGGAUGGAACUACGUUGAUUCCUUGUACUAUUGCUUUGUCACGUUCAGCACCAUCGGCUUUGGAGAUUUGGUAAGCAGCCAGAACGCUGCAUACCAAAAUCAGGGAUUAUACAGAUUCGGAAACUUUGUAUUUAUAUUUAUGGGGGUAUGUUGCAUAUACUCUCUUUUUAAUGUCAUUUCAAUUGUAAUCAAGCAAGUUUUGAACUGGGUGUUGAAAAAAUUCGAAUGCAGAUGUUGCCCAAAGUGCCAUAAAUCAAGUACCCGCCUCAGCCGUCGCAACGCCAUCACCCCCGGAGCCCGCCUGCGUCGACAUAACAUCUCAGUGGACACUGAUGGACAGUACGACAGUGACACCGAGGGGAGGAGGCUCUCUGGAGAGAUGAUCUCCAUGAGGGAGCUCACGGCAUCCAAUAAGGUCUCCCUGGCCAUUUUGCAAAAGCAGUUGUCUGAGACAGCCAACGGCUACCCCAGGAAUGUUUGUAUCAAUACGAGACAAAACGGUUUCUCUGCAGGGGUGGGUGCUCUAGCCAUCAUGAACAACCGCUUGGCAGAAACGAGUGAUUCUAGACAGAGCAGAUACCAGCAAUACCUGGACACAGGCUGAAGCACAAGAAAUCAGAAGGAAACUGAAGGAACAGAGUGGGACAGUGAAAGCACACUGCACUAGAUUGCACUUUCUUUUCAGGUAAUUUGGGAGUUGUAUUACAUUCUUGAAAUUUUUUUUUCUAGGUUUUAUUUUUUGAUAGCCUUGAAAGAAUGCAAUUAACUUAGGAUUUAAAAGUUCAUCUUCCCUAAUACAACCUCCUCAGCCUCCCCCUGCAGAACAGCAGCAGUGACUCCUAGCUGGCACAGACCAAGACAUCCCAGUUGCCUGCUGAGAAGUUGUACAGGCAGUGCAGACCUGGGCUCAGACCCCAUGCCCCAGGUUAGUCUUUUGCUGCCUGAGCCCAGGGAAGAGCAUUCAGGAGCAGCAGAAAGCUACAGGACUUGGGACUUCUCUGUGAGCCAGCCCUUAGUGAGAACAAUGAUGGCACAGGUGUGAGCUGGUCAGACAAAGGAGAUACCACGUUCACCUGGCACAUGUGCUAAUACCUUGCAGAUGAAAAUUAAAAUUUACGUGAAAAUUAAUGAGGGACAAUGGUGAAGCAGCAUCUUCUCUUUCCCCUUGAGCUCAGGGCAGAACAAUUACAAGGAAUAGUUUCUUGUGAAACCUGUAGCAUUUGGCAAGUCACUACAUUUACUUCUUGGGGUUUGUCUUCCCUGUUUGUGUCUUGGACAAAGUUUGGAGUCACACUGAGAUGUCAUCUGUUUCUCUUUGGUUUCUUCUCAUCUGCAAAGCACAGUUCUCAUUUUGUGCAAAAAAUUUAGAUUUUUUUUUAUUUGCUUGCAAUAAGGAAGGACGUCCUUCAGACCAUAUAGAUGUUCAGAGAAGUAAUCUCAGUGACCUCAGCCGCACAUGGAAGUUUCUGAAGGACGAGGCUGCAGUUUGCCUGUCUCCCUGCAGAAGAAGCAUUGCACAAGUAACUCCCAUUACUGCUAGCAAGAUAUAUAAAUGUUCUUUAGGCAGUGGUUGGGGCCAUGCAGCAGGAGGCACAACUGAAAAUGCAAGAUGGGUAUUUGUGCGUCUUUGCUAUGUACCUGCUAGUUGGCAGCCCAAUUAGGAGCUCUGAUUGCAACCAGAAUUACUGGUGGAAGAUAGGAGAGGUGUAAGAAUCACACCAAAGCUCUCUAUGACCAUGGUGUCCCAGCACUGCUUCAGCCCUGGCCCUGAGUCUUUUCCCUUCCCCAGCUUUCUGUGGGUGAAAAUUUGGGUAUAUUAUGACCAUUUACCCAUAUUUCAGUCAUGUCUUAGCUUGCUACUGAAAGAAAGACUUAUAGUAGUAGUGGAGGUCAUAUAGCCAAGUAUGUGGGCAGAGUAUAAACCUGAUUGCCUAUGUGGGAUGAAUUUAUAAUUAUAUGAAAAUUAGCUGUAGCAAUGAGACCGUUCUCACUUCUUAGUAUUUUUCCAGCCUUUAACUUGAAAAAUAUUCAGUGACAAAUCAUCGCAACGAAUGUUCGGAGCUAAUCUAAACAAAACCGUAUUUUGCUGAUCGCUAGCAAAUCUGUGGGUAUGGCUUCUGCUCUAAUUGGAUUACUAAUGUGCCUUUCCAAACCAAUACACAUUUGCAAUGCUAUAUUUAAAUAAUACAAUAAAUGCUAUGUUACAUAAUAACUUCAAUUAGGGCAAAUUAAUACUUGACUCACACAAAAUAACUAAUGAACUGUGCAUUGCUCAUUGUACAACCAAUAUACAAUUUCUUUUUUUUGUGUGUGAAUAUGUCCAUAUUUGAGCUCAAAUUCUGCUUUCAUGAAUGCUAGGGAAACAGAAACUACAUUGUAGAAAAUAAUAGGCAAUUCCACUGAGAUUCCACAAAGGAUAUGUAUAUUAGUACAUACACAGUAAGUGGUUCAUUAUGCAUGAUAAAUAUGUUGUACAGCAACAGCACUGAGGAAGGACUACUUCAGUUUACACAGCCACAGUCUGUGGCUACCAAUAAAGACACAUGCCUUUUUUCUUUCUCUUUUUGUUUAUUAAAUAGGUAACAUCCACUCUGUAAUUAGAAUAAGACUUUAAACCAUCAAAAAGAAAAUGCGAUUGCCCUAAAGUUUGCAUAGCCAAAAAGAGGUCUAAAGUCAGAUCCAGGUGUGUCCCAGACAGCUCCCAAGCCCAGACUCAGCAUGGGAUGCAGGUAGGUUUAAAAUUGUGUAAUAUCAUCAUCCCAUGUGUUUUCAGGAUUGGGCUCUCCAGCAGGUGGUGCUUUAUCAAACAGUCUUAAGAAAUACGAAGGUGUUCCCUUAUUCCUUUUAUACUUUGCAAGAUGUAACAGUACUUUUUGAAGCCAGUGAGUCAAUGCAAAAGUAAUGCUUUUAUAACAUACAAUAAACAAUGAGAAAAAAUUACUGCUAUUUCUGACUCUGCAAAUCAAACAGCCAGGUUUUCUCAAUGGGUAUAAUUUCCUAUUCCAUGCAAGUAAAAUUAUGUCCAGAAAAUUUUUGCUUGUGGUAACAUCAAUAGACUGCACAGGCAGUGCAAUAAUUCAGUUCCAAUUUUAUUGUAAAACCUCAGUAUCUGAAAGCACAUCUGAAAAUGGUUUGCAGAUUGUUGGAGGUGGGGAGGGAUUGUGUGUGUAAACAUUGUUUAUUUACAAAAAUAAAAAGUACUAUUCUACAUAUACAAACACAUUUUUAGCUCACUGGAAUACUACCUUGUUGGGCACUCUCUGCAAAAAUAUUAGUUUCAAAGUUCCAGCUGAUUUCAGUUAUUCAAGUCUCAAGGUACAUGCGCAAAAAACAUUCCUGUUUAUUUUAUUUCUUUUUAAAAGAGCACAGCUUGGUAGGUAUCUUUAACUGAGCUGGCAUUACUGUUUCCUAUUACAAGCCUCAGUAGUUUUACUUCUGCAGUUUAUUUCAAUGGUUUUGGUAUUUGCUCACUUCUGCAUUGAAUUAUAAAACAGUGAUCAGUUCUGUGCUGUUUUCUGGUUAGUAUCUCUUUCCUUUUUGUAUUAAUUACAAAUAGAUGAAAUAUUGACACCAGCAAAAUAUCCAGCAGAUGUUCCCAGACACACCAAAAUUAGUCACUCUUAUGAAUAUUUUUCUUUUAAAAAUUGUUUUGUAAAAUCUAAAUCCUGAGUAUAAAUUGUGUAUCAUGGCUGAAAUUAGUAAACAAUAUUUUUCCUACCAACAGAAAUCCAGUGAAAUAUGCUAAAGAUUAAGUUUUAUGUAAAAAGACUUUCCUGUUUCAUUGGCCCAUUUCAUCUAAUUUUUUUUCAAAUUCUUAGCCAGAAGUAUGUAAAUCUCAUUUGGAAAAUGCCCUGUGCUGUACAUUAAUUCCUAUGAAUAGAGCUUCUAAAGGGAUUAAAACCGAGCCUACCUGACUGCUGCAAACAGAACUGCAUGUAUAAACCUUCAAAACCUUAAAUAUUUGUACCUGUUUGGCAAUUGCAAACCAAGGGCAUGCUAAUGUAAUUCCAGUUCAGGCAAAGAAAUGUAAAUCAUGGGGUUCUACUUGCUGCUAACCACUUUUAUCAAAAAGACCUCGAGUACAUACCUACAGCAUCAAGGGUAAUGUACUGACUCUUGAUACUCAAAGAUGUUCCUUCGUAGGUUGGUUUGGUGGCUGGGAGUUGGCACUGGGGUGGUUAAAGCAGCUUGGCUGGGUGAUGCUGGCAAUCCCUUUUGUUGUGCCUCAGGAGGUGUUUGCCAUCACCUCAGUCCCUGUCUUUAGGAAUCACACACGCCUGCCCCUGCCCCUGCCCUUGAAUCAGGGACAGCAGCUGUGCUGUUUGAAUUACCAACAUACAAAAAUACAGGGAAAGGCAAAAAGAAAAAAGGGAAAAAGAAGACUGACAUUGUAUUGAGCCUCUCUUGAGAAGCACAGCGAAGUACUGUGUGUAUAGCUUGUGCUAGACUGUUUCUGACCACCUUUGAACCCUGGGUUGUUCCUGGAACUGGAGUGUUUGGGAUGCAGGUGCAGUUAUCAACUCAUUUUACAUUCCCCCCUGCAUCAGCAAAGCAGUAAUCCUCCUGUGAUCCUACUUUCCUCAUAAAAUGGAUAGAUUUGUUUAGACUUUCAUAGGAUGACAGCAUAUAUAAAUAUUGCAAGAUGAAUCAAUUACCAAGGGCUGGUUAUAUCUGCUAAGAGAUCAUUAUCAGUAAAAAAAAAGGGAAAAUUGUCUUACCAUCCUACAAGUAUAGUGAAGCAACAGAAGAAGUGCUCUGAGCAGAAAGUAAGGUGUCCCAAAGCUCAGGCAUGCACCACAAAAUUACAAUAGCAUUCUUUUCCAAAGCUCAAUGCACCUGUACCUUGGGGAAAAGCCUGGGUUUCUGCCAGCACCAGGGCAGGCAAGGCUUAUAUUUUCUUCACCUAUAUGAAAGCAAAAUGUAUUUGAGGCCAUGCCUUGGCUGCAUAGCACUCAGGGAUGGAGUUGCCAAUGUCCACAAAUUUAAGCAUGUCCAUGGUCCAGAGACCAUGAAUAAUGGUCCAGUCUCCAGCAGAAAAUGGAUCUGCCUCGAGGUGUCUGUCAUUUUUGGAGAGGAGUUGAAUGUCAUAGCAAUCCACAGCUGCCUCCUCUGGCCAAGUUUCCCCUGGUGUGGGAUCAAUCCCACUGCCAGCCCCUGUGAUUGUACUGCCAGGAGACCAGUGCAGAUCAUCAGCAAUGUGCUCAUAUCCCUGCCUUCUUAAUGGACUAAAAACGUUGGAAAAUAGAUAAUUUUCUAUUUUAAUGAUCAAAAGAAUGUUGUCCAUUAUUCACAGCCUACACACAAGAUGUCAUGAUUUUCAAUUUUCCUGCACUGAUCGCUCAGUCCAUUUGACAGCUGACCUUCAAGUGGUCAUGGCUUUUCGAAAAAAAAAAAAAAGAAACAAAAAACCCAAGUAAAAAAACCAAACACCCAAUACCAACAUACCAGAAAAGCGAAAUAAUCCUAAAUGAGGCGGUAAGGAUCUCACAUGCAAAAGCUGUGAGCAGAGCUGCCGCUGUCCACAGCAGCCAGAUGCUUCUCCAGCAGUGGGAGAAGCUUGGGUUCAGGAGAGCAUCAGCUGGGUGGUUGGGGUGCUGACAUUGCCCUACAAACAGCUGCAGCACUUGCUGAACCAGUUUCUGCUGCUGUCUUUACCCUGUUAGGGGCAUUUCUCAUCACUGGUACUGAAAUCAGAGGAUGGCAGCAAAUCUUACACAAGCUUUUUACUGCUACUGUUGCAUAUGGGUGUUAGCCAGGGACAUUUGUAACAACCAAAAGGAAUUUCAGCUGAGCAUUGGUCAGAAAAAAUAACAUGUUGCCAGCGAGGAACAGCUGCAGCAGGUUCCAGUGCCCAGCAUCACUCAACAUUCUCCCAAAGAGUUGAACUCUACAGAGAUUACCUAAAUAAGCCAAAAGAGGUGAUAUGCUCUAAGAAGCAAGUGCUGCUGUUACCUGAAUCUGGAGUAACUCAGUUGAAUUGCAGGUAAUAAAUAGCCCAAUUAAACAGAUGUAAUGACUUUUAAAUGCCUGCUAGAAGUCAAAAGGAGAUGGAUGCAUUUUUCCAGCACAGUUUCAGUUGUGUUUAUCAAGUCAAGUGGUAAAAUGAAGAAGCAUAAGUUCCUGUAAAUUGGUGAUUAGAAAACAUAGAUUUUUUUACUCUCUUUCAGAUGAUGCUUCCUGGCAGAACAUUAAACUGGAAUAAAUUUCAAGAUUGAAAUCUGUUUAAACAAGUGGCAAUUUUUAAAAUGCUUUAAUUCUGGGUUGACAGGAACUUUGCCUCCAACACAUACCGUAAUUAUGAGUGCUCUUGAUGAAUCAGUCCCAUUUUUUGUGUCAGCUCAGGAUUUUUCCACUAUAAAAUCUUUGAAUGAAGAGGACUAAAAGCCAUAUACAAAGCCAAUUAGAUACAGAUCACAUUUCUACUGGUACAUUAUAUACAAUUUACAAACAAAAAUGGGUAUUUUGGGCUUGGCACCCCUUCAUUCACAGAAGCAUGGUUAUGGACCUAGGAGGCAGAGACAGCUGAUGUGCAGCCACAUUGCAAAGCAGUGCAGAGGUGCUGGGGAAGGAUUCUUAGAGCUAGUGGUUAAUGACACUGUGGAAGAACCCACUGAUGGUGUUUGGGGAACCUUACUGUGUGUUUUUAAUGCUGUGAUAUAUGGUCAAGUAUGAAUUCUGUACAUCUGGGAGGAUGUCAAAUUCCAGGUGACAUUUGGAAUGUUGCAAUUAAGUUAUUACAAAGACUUUUGAAAUAAACAGGA